Aspergillus heteromorphus CBS 117.55 is the source of this 2664-nucleotide messenger RNA. Its product is annotated as fungal specific transcription factor domain-containing protein. Gene Ontology annotation, biological process: regulation of transcription by RNA polymerase II; DNA-templated transcription. Lineage: Eukaryota; Fungi; Ascomycota; Eurotiomycetes; Eurotiales; Aspergillaceae. Bases 1 to 2664 code for a protein of 887 amino acids. Gene Ontology annotation, cellular component: chromatin. Gene Ontology annotation, molecular function: zinc ion binding; DNA-binding transcription factor activity, RNA polymerase II-specific; RNA polymerase II cis-regulatory region sequence-specific DNA binding. The transcript has 3 exons. The record is from RefSeq and is a predicted model, not a curated record.
AUGGAGGAUGAAAGAGUUACCCCCGGCAAACCGGUCUUUUGCGCGCCUGGAACAUCUCCAGCGCCAUCUCCGCACCCGUUGAGUAACCCUGAAGCCCUUCCCGGCCGCCCGCUGCCCUUCCCACACACCUCAGCCGUAUUAUUAACGCCGUCGCGAUUAGAUACCAAGGAGAAGCCCUUCUCAUGUGAUAUCUGCUCCAAAUCGUUCGCGAGGAGUGAUCUGCUCGUACGACACGAGCGGCUAGUCCAUCCAGCAGAGACUGCAGCCAAUCGAGAACAUCGUGCCCACAGCAGCCACGAUGCCCCCCAGGCACCCCCUUCUAUAAUACAUCCCCCCCAUCAUGAGUCCCGUAUGCUAGAGCUUGCCGACGCCAUCCCAGUGCAGACCCAGCCCGUUCCGCCGCCUCCGCCCGAGGUCCAGGUGCAGCCUCCUCCCAUCGUGGAAACGACCCAUUUCAACCCUUCAUGGGGGUAUGACCUGAACCUCCUCUCUCACGCUGCGAGCCAUGUGGCCCUUGAGGGUGAGCAGGAAAGCCUUGAAUCGAUCCGCAAGUCCUCACAAAACGUGGCCCCCGCGCAGCCGCUUGCUCAUGUCCCGGAAAGAGCGAUAACCGAUAACUAUGGCGUUGAACCUUCCAUCCUGGAUCUUGCUGACUUAGGAGACCCUGUUCAAGACUUCACCGUCUUUCUGGAGAGCGUUGGACUCUCUUCUGAUUGGGAUUCAGGCGUUUUCUCCACCGUCGAAGACCCGAUGCUCCCGACCACGCUCCCAAUGGAUUCGAAGCCACCCGUCCGUGAAAUGGGAAGGCUCGGGCCUGACCUCUUGAGUGACCCACGAAGUGCUGCCGAUGAGGCACCGUCGUUCUCCAAUUUUGGUUCACGCCUACCGUCUCUGCAGCCAGAACCUCAUGAUGUGGACGAUCGCCUCGGGUUCGCUGAUGAGGGUCCUCGCCCGGCCUGGGAUAUAUCGAAUACGGACCGCCAGGUCUUCUUAUCGAAACUCGAUGAGUUUGCUUACGUCCUCCCUAAAAACUUUGUUCCACCGUCGAGACACGCACUGUCUCGUUUUUUUGCCGGCUACAUCAACGGUCUAAACGAGCAUCUCCCCUUCAUUCAUGUCCCCACGCUCUCUGUUGCGAAAUGCUCACCCGAGCUCACACUUGCGCUAGCAGCAGCAGGGUCUCACUAUCGAUUUGAGAAUAAUCGAGGGAUCGAACUUUUCCAUGCGGCUAAGUCGAUCCUGCUUCAACGCCUCCACCGGAGAGACAGUAAGCAAGUGCCUUGUCCUUCAUGGAACUUUCUGUCUCCAGCAUCGGGCUUUCACAACUCUCGCGGAUCAUCCGCGACUUCAAACCAUGCUGGUAGCCCAUUCCAACAGCAACAUCAUCCCACUUUGUACUCUACGGAUUCCUCCGGGUAUGCUCCAGAAGAUUCGGAUGCUCACAUGGAAGUGAUUCGAACCUUUCUUUUGCUUACGGUCUUUGCUUCCUGGGAAAGACAUCCUGAAUUAUUACGCGAGAUUCUAUCACUUCAGAGCACGCUGGCGAGGCUCGUGAGAGAACAUGGUCUCGCAGAACCACCCCCCAGCUCUGAUCCGGGCAAUUGGGAAGAGUGGAUCCGAAGAGAAGGCAACAGACGCACAAAAUUUAUUGUUUAUUGCUUCUUCAAUCUUCAUUCCAUCAUGUACAACAUCCCACCUCUGGUUCUCAAUGCCGAAUUAAAGCUGAACAUGCCAUGUUCACACGAUAUCUGGAAGGCCACAAAUGCGGCCCAGUGGCGACGUGCUGUUCGCACAAGGCAUGGUUCAGAAGUUUCCUUCCAGGAGGCUUUUGCCAAGCUUUUCCUCAAAUCCAGCAUAUCGAAUUCUUCAGCGCCGAUAUCACCCCUUGGGAACUAUAUCCUGAUACAUGCCAUCAUUCAGCAGAUUUUCUUCGCGCGCCAGCUCUGUCUUUCUGCCCCAAGUAUGCACAGUACCAGCUUGCGACAUGAAGACCUGUCCGUCUUGGAUAACUCUCUAAGUGCCUGGAAAGCGUUGUGGAAACGCACUCCUGAAUCUAGCAUUGAUCCUCAAAAUCCGGCGGGUCCAAUUGCAUUCACGUCCACUGCUCUUCUUGGUCUCGCCUAUAUCAGGUUGCACGUGGAUUUGGGACCUUGCCGUCGACUUAUCACUCAAGAUCCAAUACAAAUUGCAAGGGCUCUGGGUGAUUCGCCCCCUGUAGCACGAAGCCCUCGUCUGAUCAUGGCCCUCCUUCAUUCGGCUCAUGCACUCUCAAUCCCGGUACGCCUCGGGAUUGACUUCGUGGCGAGGACCCAUUCGUUCUUCUGGAGCAUACAGCAUUCGUUGUGCAGCUUGGAGUGCGCAUUUCUCUUGAGCCGUUGGUUGCUAGCUAUCCCGAUAACCCAGGCUGAGCAAAGGCUAUCAGAGCACGAAAGGAAAUUGCUUCUAUGGAUCAAGAGUAUGAUGGAUGAAACCGACAUGGCCGUCGAUCCACCAGGUGCACCCGACCUAGAUUUCAUAGCGAAUCCCUACAAAGCGAAGCAGCUGAGCGUCGCUAUUGUGCGCGUUUGGGCGAGAACAUUCAAGGGAAAUACAAGCUGGGCAAUCGUGGAUCUGGUUGGCUCCAGCUUGGAUGCCUAUGCUGACCUUUUGGAGACUCAUUUCUAG